AUGGCCGGCCGCAAGCGCAAGGCGCCCUCGAGGUCGAAGACGUCCCAAAGCGACCUCCCAGAUGUAUACCAAGAUUUGCUGGCCGAGGCUGGCGCCGGCCCGUCUACGCAGCCUCAUGCGGAGGAGUCACCAAGGAAGCGUAGACGGCCAGGCGAGAGGCCGGCGACACCAGCUGCGGCGCCAAAGCCUCCCGAGACGGAGCAGGUUUCGGAGGGCGACGACAGCGACGAUGAGCUCGAGUUUGAAGAUGUCCCCAUCCCGGCGCCAAACCUCCAGACGAUGUACCUGGACACUGACGAGGAGGACGAGGACGAUGAGAUGAUCUUCGAAGAUGUGCCCAUCGUACCCAUGCAGACCAGCCCCAUCGUUGCCGCACCCCGAGCCGACCUCGAGCUGAACCUGACAGCGCAUCGAGCAGUUGCGCCAAAGGCACCAAUGAGACGGAAACCAAUGACCAAGGCGGAGAGAGACCUCCGGAUUCACGCCCACAAGUCACAUUUGUUAUGCUUAUUGAUUCACACGGCGCGGAGAAACCGGUGGUGCAACGACAGCGAGGUGCAGAACAGCCUGCGUCCGUUGCUGUCAAAAAAGGUCGCCUCGCUGCUGAAGCCGAGACCGAACCUAUCUCAGUUUGGCCAAACUGAGUCCCUGAAGGAUGGUCUCGAGCAGAUCGGCCGCACCUUCAAGGCCAAGUACCAGGUGACCGAACGUGGUCUCCGUCGUUGCCUUUGGGCUGAAGCACCUGAGCAUCUAGAAAAGUAUGAACCCCCAGACGACAUGGACUCGUGUAUCGGGAGAGAUGAUUUUCAGACUGCGGCCCGAACGCUCGAAGGAUCACGCGACACGGGUGCACAGCUGCUAUGUGCGUUGCUACGGUCAGCAGGUGUGCAAGCUCGUCUAGUGGCCUCCUUUCAACCGCUGAGCUUCACAGCCGGCGGUCCAACCUUGCCGAAGCCCCAGACAGUCAAAAUGACGACUUCGAAAGCCAAGGCCGAGGAAAUGCAGCGCCUCGCCAAAGCCAAACAAGAAGUGGCGCCUUCACCGGCCAUACCCUCGGCCAGGAGGCGGCUCGGCCAUCCCAACGCGACGGCAUACCGCGUGCCGACCAUGACGGCAGCGCCUAGCACGUCGCGGCCCGUCAAGAUUCACAAACCGCUCCGUGAGUCUCCGUAUCCGGUGUACUGGGUCGAGGUUCUCGACGUGGCGCAUCAAAGGUGGCAACCUGUCGAUCCCCUUGUGACAGAUACACUGUGGAAGCCCGCGAAACUCGAGCCACCAGCAUCGGACCGAGAUAAUAACUUGACCUAUGUGCUGGCGUUUGAGUCUGACGGCACAGCCAAAGACGUCACGAGGCGCUAUGCGAAGGGAUACGCGGCAAAGACACGCAAACUGCGGAUAGAGACUGCCGAAGCAGACGGCGCGCAGUGGUGGGCCAAGGCGCUCAAGGUGUUUGCGCGACGGCGACCGACGGAUGUCGAUCACAUCGAAGCCAGCGAGCUCGAGGCGACGGCGUCACGAGAACCCAUGCCGCGCAACGUGGCCGAUUUCAAAGACCACCCCAUCUACGCGCUGGAACGACACCUGCGGCGCCACGAGGUGCUCAAAGCCGACGCGCAGCCGGCGGGGACAGUGAGCGCCGGCAGCAGGGCGCCGCUGGAGACGAUCUACCGGCGACGGGACGUGCGGAUCGCCCGCAGCCGCGACAAGUGGUAUCGCAUGGGGCGAGACGUCAAAGCGAUGGAGAUGCCCGUCAAGUUUCUGACAAGGCGGAUCAACACCAAGCCCGGGGAGUACGUGGAUGACGGUUACGGGGGCGACGUGCGCGACGCCGAGGGGACGCCGGUGUUCACGGAGGAGCAGACGGAGGAGUACAGGCCGCCGCCGGUGGUGCGGGGGCGGGUGCCGAAGAACAAGUUUGGCAACAUCGACCUCUACGUGCCCAGCAUGGUGCCCAAGGGGGGCGUCUGGAUCGCCGACGACAGCGAGGACGAGCCUUCGUCUGCGCGGGCGGCGUUCAUCCUGGGCAUCGACUACGCGCCGGCACUCACUGGGUUCUUGUUCAAGGGGCGACAGGGCACAGCGGUGCUCAAUGGCGUCGUGGUGGCCGAGGAAUACGAAGAGGCCAUGCGGGCGGUCAAAGCCGGGCUCAGCGAUGUCGAAGCACAGCAGCAGCAGGACCGCAGAGCCACGGCAGCGCUGCGAAUGUGGAAGCGGUUCCUCAUGGUCCUACGUAUCCACGAACGGGUGUAUGCCGGUGUCAGCGCCGAGGAGAGGGCGGCAGACGAGGCAGGGCGAGGGUUGGUGGCUGAUGGGGAUGAAGAGGGCCACGGUUCGGAUGCUGCGACGGAGGCUGAGCGCGAGGAUGAAGUGUUAGAUGAGGAGGAUCUCGAGCCGCUUGAUGAGGUGGAUGCAGACGAAGAGGCAGCCAGUGAAACGACCGAGGAGAUCACCAUGGCGGACGAGGACUUUGGUGGUGGUGGCUUCAUGACCGAGGGUGAUGACCUGGGCGGUGGCUUCAUGGUUGACUGA
Verticillium dahliae VdLs.17 is the source of this 2529-nucleotide messenger RNA. RefSeq names its product DNA repair protein rhp41. Gene Ontology annotation, biological process: mismatch repair; nucleotide-excision repair. NCBI's taxonomy places the organism in Eukaryota, Fungi, Ascomycota, Sordariomycetes, Glomerellales, Plectosphaerellaceae. The record is from RefSeq and is a predicted model, not a curated record. Bases 1 to 2529 code for a protein of 842 amino acids. Gene Ontology annotation, molecular function: single-stranded DNA binding; damaged DNA binding. Gene Ontology annotation, cellular component: nucleus; nucleotide-excision repair factor 2 complex; cytoplasm. The transcript has 2 exons.